AUGGUGAACUUUAUUAAAAGUAGACCAAAGCAGUCAAGAUUAUUUUCCAGUCUUUGUGAAGAAAUGGGAUCUGCCCACGAAGGUCUUCUCCUCCACACGGAAGUUCGGUGGUUGUCAAGAGGCAGAGUGUUAUCCCGUGUGCAUGAACUAAGAGAGGAAAUUCUUCUUUUCUUUGCUCUUGAAGAGAAAACAGAAUUCUGCGAAUUACUGGCUGACGAAAUUUGGAAUGCAAAAUUAUGUUAUUUGGCAGAUAUAUUUGAGCAUUUGAACAAGGUGAAUGUAAGUAUGCAAGGGAGAAAUGAAAAUAUGUUAACAUGCACUGAUAAAAUGCAGUCAAUGAAAGAAAAAAUUAAGGUUUGGAAAGACAGGUCAAGUGAAGGUAAUAUUGACAUGUUUCAAAAGACUGCUGCAGCAAACAACACAGACAUUGUUCCACUCAUUACAGACCACCUUACAAGCCUAGAAAGGAGCAUUGAAAAAUACUUCCCAAAUAUAUCUACUGAAAGUUAUGAUUGGCUGAGAAAUCCAUUCGUGCUCGAUCCCUUACACAAGCCUCAACUUAGCACUCAUGAAGAAGAGGAACUAAUUGAUAUCCGAAAUGACUGCACAUUAAGACUGCAAUAUAUGGAAAUGUCAUUAGAAAGCUUUUGGAUUGAAAUGGAAAAACAAUACCCACAUAUUUCAAAAAAGGCCCAGAAAAUACUCUUGCAGUUUUCGACCUCAUAUUUGUGUGAACUGGGAUUUUCAGCACUAACAAAUAUAAAAACUAAGAAAAGAUGUAACUUGCUCUCUGUUGAAGAGGAAAUGAGAGCGUGUAUGUCAGCUGUCCCUCCCAACAUAGAGAGGAUAUGUAAAUCCAGGCAGGCACAGGUGUCUCAUUGA
Molecule: messenger RNA, 882 nt
Organism: Scylla paramamosain (green mud crab)
Lineage: Eukaryota; Metazoa; Arthropoda; Malacostraca; Decapoda; Portunidae
Product: zinc finger BED domain-containing protein 5-like
Exons: 1
Coding region: 1-882 (293 amino acids)
Molecular function (GO): protein dimerization activity
Source: RefSeq, a predicted model, not a curated record